AUGUGCGCGUCGGCGACGGGCGUGGUGCGUGUGCAGUCGCGGAAGAAGGCGGAGAUGUAUCUGGUGCGUACGGACGGCAUCAGCUGCACUCGCGAGAAGGUCACCGCCUCCACCCUCGCCUUCUCCCACCCCUCCACGCAGCAGCAGAUGCUCAUGUGGCGCACGCGGCCCCGCACGGUGCUGCUGCUGAAGAAGCUCGGGACGGAGCUCAUGAGUGAAGCCAUGGAGGUGGCGCGGUUCCUGCAGCGCGAGGAGGGCAUGAACGUGAUGGUGGAGCCGGAGCUGCACGACACGCUCUCCCGCAUGCCCGGCUUCGGCUUCCUGCAGACCUUCUACGCCCAGGACACCAGCAAGCUGCACGAGAAGGUGGACUUUGUGGUGUGUCUGGGGGGCGACGGGGUCAUCCUGCAUGCGUCCAACAUCUUCAGCUCCUCCGUGCCGCCCAUCGUCUCCUUCAACCUCGGCUCCCUUGGCUUUCUAACAGCACACCCGUACGAGCAGUACAAGCAGGACCUCAAGGCGGUGAUUCACGGGCAGGAGCAGACGGCGGGCGUGUACAUAACGCUGCGCAUGCGCCUCAAGUGCGAGGUGGUGAAGGGCGGGCAGGCGGUGCCGGGAAAGGUGUUUGACGUGCUCAACGAGGUCGUCGUGGACCGCGGCUCCAACCCCUAUCUCUGCAAGAUUGAAUGCUACGAGCGCAGCAAGCUCAUCACCAAGGUGCAAGCGGAUGGGGUGAUAGUGGCAACCCCCACGGGCAGCACUGCAUACUCCACUGCUGCUGGUGGCUCAAUGGUGCAUCCCAACGUUCCAUGCAUGCUCUUCACGCCCAUCUGCCCACACUCCCUCUCCUUUCGCCCCAUCAUUCUGCCCGACUCCGCCCUCCUUGAACUUCGAGUGCCUGCUGAUGCACGCAGCAACUGCUGGGUGUCGUUUGACGGGAAGAAGCGGCAGCAGCUGUCACGGGGAGACUCGGUGCGCAUUUCCAUGAGCGCACACCCCGUGCCCACUGUCAACAAGCGUGACCAAACCGACGACUGGUUUGCCAGCCUCGUCAGGUGCCUCAACUGGAACGAGCGCAUGGAGCAGAAGGGAUUCAAUACUGUAUUUUAG
Molecule: messenger RNA, 1110 nt
Organism: Closterium sp. NIES-65
Lineage: Eukaryota; Viridiplantae; Streptophyta; Zygnematophyceae; Desmidiales; Closteriaceae
Source: the annotation of a GenBank genome assembly